This is a messenger RNA of Sporothrix brasiliensis 5110, 1008 nucleotides long. RefSeq lists its product as uncharacterized. Bases 1 to 1008 code for a protein of 335 amino acids. The record is from RefSeq and is a predicted model, not a curated record. The transcript is spliced from 4 exons. NCBI's taxonomy places the organism in Eukaryota, Fungi, Ascomycota, Sordariomycetes, Ophiostomatales, Ophiostomataceae.
AUGAGGCUCAUCAAUUAUAAAGGUGUUGUCUUCCACCGUGUCGGUGGUCUCGACCUGACGACGCGGUUCAAGGACGAGGCCAGUCUUCCAGUCAUCGACGACGGCGACUGGAAGAGCGGAUCCGCAGCCGUGGAAGUUGUCUUUACCAGCGGCGCGGCUCUGCAGACCGCCCUCCUGGUGCGCGAGUUCGUCCCGCGGUACGGCGACGUGACGGGCCGUCGGUACACGGAUGCCAACGGAAACCACAAAUGGAUCAAUCUGCCUUCGUAUGCCGUCGUUGAUCCAGCGGCGUACCUCAACCAGCUCCGCUUCCAGAUCCGAAGCCAAGCCUGCGCGUGGGCGGCGACACAGGGCCGGGCCCACCAAGAGGCUCUUCGCCUGAUCGAUACUGGCAUAGCACCCGAACUUCAGCUGCUGCUCGAGUACGACUUUGGGAGAUUCCAAAAAACACUCUCCGCAUACAUCACCGGUUCAGAACGGCUUGGCAUCGAGCGCCUCCCGAAAGAUGCCACGUCCAUGCCGAACCAGUCACCACUGCCGCGCAUGAUCACCGCGCAGUGUGACAUCAUGCUGACACAAUAUCUGGCCGAACGGCUUCGCGAUCUCUUUGGCAGUGCCGACGCCCAGCUCAUCAAGCGCCUCACGUCGGCCAACGUUGUCAACACACAUGUGGCUUAUGUCGCCCUGCGCAUCCUUGUGGAGGGAACGAUUUGGGUGCUCAUGGACAAGCAGCGCCGUGAUGAGCAGAAUAACACCAAGGUCGAGCUUCAGAGCAGCCUCAACAGUGUCAUCUACACCUUCAGCAAUGCCCGCCAGGGUAUGGACUAUGUCCACUUUGAGCAUUCGCUGACGUCCGAUGCCGUGGCGUUCUACGAGGACAUUGACGUCCAAGACAGCCAGGCCUCGGCAUCUCCCGCCUGGAAGAGCCUGCUCUUCUGGCUGCCCUCGGUCGAGGACCUCAUGACCACUCCAUACGAAGCCAAGGAGAUCUUUUACCAGGGUUGUUAA